ACUAGCUGACUCAGCGUGAGGGGCGCAGCUUCGAGUAGCCUGGGGCGGGGCAGUGUAACCAGCCUGGGGUUAAUUGCUCUGUUUUUAACCACCCUCGCCAGUCUCCCGAGAGUCUUGGCUCCUCCCCUUCUAACUCUAAGCAGUUGAGAAUAGCCAGCCAGCUGCUGGAGGCACUUUGGUCGGUGCGGGUUAGUGGGGAGGAGGCGAGGCAGCUUAGUCCAUCAGCUGGGUUCGCUCUCCUGCAGGCAGGAUGACGGCCAUCGCGAUUCAGGCUCAGAAGCUACUGGCUCAGAGGAGGCCUCCCAAGUCCUUCUUUGAAUCUUGCAUCCGUACCCUGAUCAUUCUGUGUGUCGCCAUUGCUGUGGUCCUGUCUUCCGUCUCUAUAUGCGAUGGCCACUGGCUCCGAGUGAAGGAUCAACUCUUUGGCCUGUGGCACUUCUGCGCUUUGACCAAUAAUAGUGAGCUGAAUUGCUUCACAAACUUGCACCUUGCCCAGGUGGAUGGACUGGCAGUGGGUAUGGUCCUUGCCCGAAGUAUGGGAGCUCUGGCUGUGGUGGUAGCCAUCUUUGGUUUAGAGCUCCUGAUGGUCUCCCAGCUGUGUGAAGAUGCCCAUUCUCGACGGAAAUGGGCCAUGGGCUCCAUCUUCAUCCUAAUCUCUUUUGUCUUCUCUUCUUUGGGAUUCCUCAGCUUUGUGAUCCUCUUCAAGGACCAAGUCACCUUCACAGGUUUCACUUUGAUGUUCUGGUGUGAAUUCACCUCUUCCUUCCUCUUCUUCCUAAAUGGAAUCAGUGGCCUUCAUAUCAAUAGCAUCACACAUCAGUGGAAUGAACCAAAGAAUUUUUAGAAACUGGGAAGUCUCAGACCCUCAAGUAGAAUGAGCUUCUACUUGAUUCCUAAAAGCAAUGCAGUUGGUAAAGCUGUUGAUUUCUUUUAAGUCAUAUACCAUUUGUUUGUGGCGUUUUUUGUUUUUUGUCUUGUUCUCAUUCAUCCUCAAGUCUUAAGAAAAAUGGUCGAAGGCUCAGAUUUCAGUUAUUUUGCAGAGAAGUGACAUUUAAGUCAAAUACACUGGAGUUAGGGGAACAGUUUAAGGAACGGAUCUUCCAUUGGCCAAAUAAGGAGCUGUCAGUAUUCCAAAGCUUUGUUUCUAGAGUGGAAAAAUGCCCUUUGAAAGGUUGCCUGUUGGCCUUGACCUUUAGGAAUUAUAGUCAGAGAAACCCCAGGUGACAGCUCACUUACAGAGUAAAAAGAGAAAGAGUACACAUAGAUUCAAGAGGUAGGGAGCCCAAAACAACAGAUUCCUUUAUCAAUUGUAUUUUUUUUUAGAUGAAAAAUCUUAAGAUAGCUUUCUCUACCUAUCCUCAACAGCAUUUGAAUAGUGCUAAAUCUUUGCAGACUUUUUAAUAGGAAAUUCACAACUAACUUUUCCUGUGGUAUCAAAGGGGGGUUUAUUAAGUUGUUAAAAAUAACUUAAGCUCAGAUUCUUUUUUUUUUUAACCCUUACCUUCCAUCUUAGAAUCAAUACUGUGUAUUGGUUCCAAGGCAGAAGAGUGGUAAAGGCUAGGUAAUGAGGGUUAAGUGACUUGCCCAGGGUCACACAGCUGGAAAGUGUCUGAGGCCAGAUUUGAACCUAGGACCUCCUAUCUCUAGACCUCUCAAUCCACUGAACUACCCAGCUGCCCCCAGCUCAGAUUAUUUUUGAGAAACUCUUCCUCCCUCAGCCCAGCCCUUCAAGCAUUCAUUUCUGACCUCAGAAAUCUUCCUCCAGAUGUAUUUUCUAUAGUUAGCUGUGUCCCAUGGAAAGAUGACGACACAUACAUCAGGGGAAUUUCUAAGGACUUCUGCUUAAAGAUAUUUGGUUUGGUUUGCUUAAAGAUAUUUGGCACUCUCUCUCUCUCUCUCGUGCUCUCUCUCUCUCUCUCUCUCUCUCUCUCUCAGCUAGGCAAUGGCAAUUAAGCGACUUGCUCAGGAUCACACAGCUAGGAAGUAUCUGAGGCCACAUUUGAACCUAGGACCUCCUGUCUCUAGGCCUGACUCUCAAUCUACUGAGCUACCCAGCUGCCCCCUCUCUCCUUUUGCCUUAUUAUCCCUCUCCCUUUUUUCUUCCCAAUAAUUCAGACCUAAAAUCAAGUUUUGCCCUGAAAUGUCCAGAAACAAAUGGAAGAGUACCUACUUGCCUUAAAUUUUCAAUAUACCUGUCCACUCUCCUCACUCACUCCCAUUUUAAAGAUAAGACUCUGACCUUUCAAAAGAUAAAUACUUCUUGCAGUGAAUUUCUCAAGGUUAAGCAACCAUUUUAUUUGAAAGAAGAAAGAGCUUGGGGGAAUUACAUUCCUUAAGCAUUUCAUAAGAUUUCUUAUCAAUUUUAUUAGAUUUUUUAUUGAGGAAUUUAAAAAUCCUCAUCGUUCAUCUUCCCCAAUAGGAGAAGAGCCCUGAGGUGCCUGUAUGAAGAGUUACUCAUCUGGCAGUCUUCUGAGCUGUGUAACUGAUCUGGAGCUCAAGGUGUCUUUAGAAUCCUGUUCACAAAUUAGGAGCUCAAUAAAAACUUGUUCAUAUAAUCUGGUUUAAUUGGAUCUCAGAAUUUCCUGAUGGGGUCCUUCAAUCACUGUAUAGAGGCCCUGUGAUGGCUCUGACAAUGUGGAUCCCUCUGGGAGAAAGGUGCUUAGGUAUGGGGUUACUACUUUCUAUCUGCUAGCCAAGUGAUUUUCCUUUCUGUUCCAGCCUCAAAAGUGUUGGUUUCAUUGUUGUUUCUGUUCGGUGUUAGCUUUUAGUGACUUCUAACAUUAGGACAUAUUCUUGUCUGCAUCUGUGAGUUGCUGUGUUCAUGCUGUCUUGCUUAAGCAGUCAGAAACAGCUUAAAUGGGAGAGUGAACUAAUUCGAUGUUUUCCAUUCCCAGAACACAGCUUGUUUAAAAGCAAGAAGUCUUAAUUAGUACACAUACCUUGACCUGUUGGACUUUGUCAAUUGCUAGGUGUCAGACCUUGGAUAAUGAUUAAUAUCCAUCAUUGAAUUUCUCUGUUUCUGAGGAGGCGGCUUCCUCUUUAUGUAGGGAAUUGGAGAUUGCCAUCUUUGCCAGAUGGAAUUUAUCUGCAUUCUUUAGCACUGCAUUGUCUCCCUUCUAGGUCCUCCCAGGCCAGCCUGGAGUGGAGGGUUUCCCUUAGUCCAUUAUUUCCAUUCCUAGCUGUUAAAACAUUCUUUUCAUUUCUAUCUAUCACUCUACCCUUCAUGUCUUCCCUGUCCUCCUUUCCAUCUGGACUGUACUGGUUAAUCUCAGCCUCUUCCUCUUUGUUCAGACUUAUUAAACAUAUUUUUUCCCCCGUUACAAGCCCCUACCAGUGACCUGCCUUGACAUGAUUGCCCAAGUUCUACCUGCUGUGUUCUCUGGGUGUUCCAUUCUGGUCACCAACCUUGUUAGGGCUCAUCUGUGAAUAUAUCUCUUAGAGGAAGUGGCCAACUCUGUGCUGGUCUAAGUUCUUUUCCUACCAAGCCAGUAAUUACUUGCUUUUAAUAUUUUUUUAAAAGACCCUUAGGGAAAUGAUGAACUGGCUAGGAAAGGUGUCCAUGUUUUCACCCAUUUUAGAUACUUGAAAAGAAAUAUAUUGCUUCAUUUUAAAGCAUACCAUGCCUUUGACCACAAAAAAUGGGAGUCUUUCUCGGGGAAGACUUCAGGGACCAGGGGAUAGUAAAUGUUUGUCAAUAACCUUAUAGCAUUAUAGGAGAGAGAAAUUGAAAUUGGCCACAACCAGUUAGGCAAAUACUUUCCCCUAAUGUUAAACUCUUGCUAGAUUGGGACCUUGGAGCAAGCAAGGAGGGGUUUACAAGGAUUAGGGACCUAGAAGCAAUUUUUCUGACUGGCCACUAAUGAUUGGGGAUUAGUGAUGUUCUGAAUGACAGCGGAAAUCAUUAGAGUAAAGAUACUGUAGAAAACUAGGGUGGGGAUCUAAUCAGAAAGUUCCCAGGGUAUAUAUAUACCAGAAUUCUAAUUAAGGCAUGAUGACAGGAUUUGGGUGGAGGGGGCAGGGUGCAAUAGGGUGGAGGGAAUGGGAAAGGAAUAACUAAAAAACUGUCCCUGCAUUUCUAGGAAAUCUGUUGUUAUUAAAUCAAAAAGCCCUUUCCCUGUGGUGAAAUCUGUGACUGGCCCCAGAGAAAUUAAAAAAAAGAACAAACAAGUUUAGUUUAACCUUGGCCUUACCCUUGGCACUGAGGCCUGGGAGCUCAUUGCUUAUGUAGAAAGAAACUCCAGGGCUUCAAGGAAACUUUGAAGCCUGCUCUUCUCUGGACACUGUGGAAUGCUCAGCUAAAUCAGCAGAGGGUCUUCUACUCCUCCUUAUCUAGCUUCUCUUCAGCAAGAGUAUAGACAUUGUACUUCAACAUUUUCUAUCUAGAACCUAAAUCACAAAAGACAUAUUUUUUGUACUCACACAUUUUCUCUCUGCAUCCUAAAGGCAAAUGAGUUCACCUUUUGGAGGAUUAAACCUGAAUGGGUUUCUUUGUGGAGUGGUAUGUGUUCUUUAAAUGAAGAGUCAGUCUUCUAGAACUAAGUAAUAUUCAAUAAAGUAAUUCAAUUCCUA
Molecule: messenger RNA, 4569 nt
Organism: Monodelphis domestica (gray short-tailed opossum)
Lineage: Eukaryota; Metazoa; Chordata; Mammalia; Didelphimorphia; Didelphidae
Gene: TMEM37
Product: transmembrane protein 37
Cellular component (GO): membrane
Molecular function (GO): calcium channel activity; voltage-gated monoatomic ion channel activity
Source: RefSeq, a predicted model, not a curated record